Messenger RNA from Cottoperca gobio, 1674 nucleotides. RefSeq lists its product as uncharacterized. The record is from RefSeq and is a predicted model, not a curated record. Lineage: Eukaryota; Metazoa; Chordata; Actinopteri; Perciformes; Bovichtidae. The transcript is spliced from 6 exons. The coding region runs from base 365 to 1213 and encodes 282 amino acids.
GUCUGCUGUCAUGCUAGCUGUCCCACAUGCUAGCUUAGACAUUAUUCUGCUAGUUGCCUUGUCAUCUCCUUUGCAGCCAGCUCCAGUCACCUCAUCACCACCUAAGUACUUUGCAAUAAAUCUGUUAAACACCAUCUGAGUCUGUGUUGUGCGCUUGAGAACACGGUUGUGACAAUGCCCCUAACAUCCUGUUGCAACAGGAAGUACUUCACCUUCCAGGAAGCAAGUCCAGUGUGACUUCAACCAAACCAGCUUUUUGUGGAGAAGCUAUACCAGAGCCAAACAAGAUCCAACGCUGACAGCAGAUUUCAGACUAUCAUCCCUCAACACGUUGCACCGAGAGAGCUCAAGGUAAGGCUCUCAGAUGGAGGCCGUGUGUGAGCAGGUCCAUGAAGGUGAUGGGGAGGAGCAUGCAGGAGAAGAUGAAGCCAUGCUGUGGUCCUUCCAGGAGGCUUUGGAGAGGCAGACCCUGCAGAUAGGAGCCUCAGCAUGCGGGGCCACAGCUGUGGUGGACGUGCUGAAGGCCCUCAGCAUCGAUGUGGCCCCUGAGGAAGCAGACCGCUGCGUCCAAACCCGCCUGAGGAGGAACGAGUCACCUCUGCCUGACUACCUGCUCUCCCGGAGCGAAGCCGGUGCGACUCACGCUCAGCUCAUCCAGGGAGCUCAGGAGGCCAGUAAGGGGAAGGUCAUAGGUCGCUUCUUCCACCUCCACCCUCGGCGUCGGGUCCAGCUGGUCCCCUGGCUCGCGCGCUGGAUACGAAAUGGUGCUGUUCCCGUGGCGACGAUGAACAUGCAGCAGGCGGUGCCCGAGGGGGAGGAGGUGCCUGACGCCUGGCACCAUCAGCUCAUAUUUGGCGUUGCACCUAAUGCUGUUUUCAUGACCAAUCCUUUAGAUGUAGAAAGUGAGGGAUUGGUGCACCAGAGACUCUGCAGUGAAUCUGUGUUGCUGAUUCGUCGAGACGACGUCCUGCAGCGACUGACUGCAGAUUGCUGUUUGUCCGGCUUAUCAGACAUCCAGUCGGACCCACGCUGGAGAGCCCUUGAUAUCCAGGGUCAAGUGAAGCAGAUGUCCCGAGAAGAGGAACAGGAUCAACCCAAGUUAACACACAUCAGGAUCCCUGCAGCGUACAGUUCAGGCAUCACACUCUUUGCCCUGCGAGAGUCAGAGUUAGGACAAGAGCUCAUUAAUGCUGCUGAACUCGCUUUGUUGUGAGCGGACUGCCACUCAUGAAACAUAAAAGUGAUAAAACACCCUCCAGAAGUGAUGCGACGAGAAAAGAAGAGCAAAAGGACGAGAGUGAGCGACGAAAUGUCACGUUAUCUCACUAAUGAUGCACUUCUGACGUAUGAACCACAUAAACAUUCACAGUUAGAUCAUGUAUUACAUGCAAAUGAUACAAAGGGACCAUAAAACCAUGCAUCCACAAGAAACAAAACUCCAAAAAUACAUUUUUGAUACUCAAUGUCAAUAUAACAUCUGUUCUCUACGCUAAGCUGCAGAAGCACUCUCUUGCACCUUUUGCAGCCCAUAUGUGAAGCUUCAUUUGCCAGCUGCUUUCUGCCAUCAAACAGCUGCAAAUAUCUUCACCAACAUUCAUGUUCAUUUCUAUCACUGAUGCCUGUUGUUACCCUGCGUCAGUUAUUUACUUGAAUAAAGUAUGUUUGAGAUAAUGA